GGCGUGCUUUGAAGAGAACCCCGGGCGCCAGUGGCUCACGGAGUUCCUGUGGCAGCCCGACAGGGACAGUGGGCUGUUCGUUGACAGUUUCCGUCACUUCCAUCCAACCAAAAUCGGUGCCUUUACCUGCUGGUCAACUGUUACAGGGGCACGCCUUACCAACUAUGGCACCCGGCUCGAUUAUAUCCUCGGUGACAGACCUUUGGUGCUGGGGGAGUUUGAGGACUCCUUUCUCAUGCCUGAGGUGGAGGGCUCAGACCACUGCCCCGUUGGGGCCACCCUGAGGGCUGAGCUCAUCCCUGCACCCCGAUGUCCCCCACUCUGUACCCGGUACCUGCCAGAGUUUGCUGGGCGGCAGCAGAAACUCUCCCGGUUCCUGGUCAAACUGGAUCCAAACCCUCCAGAGCCAACCUUGCCCCAGCCCCAAGGAGAAAAGAAUGGUGUGUUGGCCAAGAACCGGGUCAAAAGAACCUGUGGGGACCCAGCCCAAGGCCAGCUGAGUCUCCUGAAGUUCUUCCAGGCAGGCCAUCCCCCAGAAAAAUCCCUCAUCACUGAAGCCAAGGAACCUGAGACUGAUCCAGCCAGCCAGGACCCCAGGGCAGUGGCACCCCCACCCCCUGAACCAGGUGAGGGCCAGGCAGCAUUUUGGAAGGCCGUUCUGAAAGGUCCUCCUCGUCCUCCCUUGUGCAAGGGCCAUGGGGAGCCCUGUGUGCUGCGGACAGUGAGGAAAGCCGGACCCAACUUUGGCCGGCAGUUCUAUGUCUGUUCACGGCCUAUGGGCCACACCAGCAACCCUGCUGCUCGUUGUGACUUCUUUCUCUGGGUCUCUGGGAAGAGCCUAGCCACUCACUGAGGGCCUGCCUGUUGCCUGGCUCUUCCUCUUUCCCCACUCCCUUGGGGGAGGGGGGAGGCAGUCCUAGGUUCUGGAGUGGCUGUUUGCAAAGGCCCAAGAAGGGGCCCCAGAGCAGGUGUUAAUGGGACUGAAAGGGGCUCAGGGGAAAGAAGCAAGCUGCUGCUAACUUAGGCUUUGUUUAACUUUUUUAAAAAGGUAACAUUCUAUUUCACAUGAAUAAAGUUUGGAUCUUUGAGCUGUUGAAGCACA
Molecule: messenger RNA, 1102 nt
Organism: Trichosurus vulpecula (common brushtail)
Lineage: Eukaryota; Metazoa; Chordata; Mammalia; Diprotodontia; Phalangeridae
Gene: APEX2
Product: apurinic/apyrimidinic endodeoxyribonuclease 2
Biological process (GO): base-excision repair
Cellular component (GO): nucleus
Molecular function (GO): zinc ion binding; phosphoric diester hydrolase activity; double-stranded DNA 3'-5' DNA exonuclease activity
Source: RefSeq, a predicted model, not a curated record